Messenger RNA from Prorocentrum cordatum, 395 nucleotides. The record is from the annotation of a GenBank genome assembly. NCBI's taxonomy places the organism in Eukaryota, Dinophyceae, Prorocentrales, Prorocentraceae.
GCACCUCCAGCAUGUGCUGGCGCGGCCUCAGCCUGAAGUCUGGGGCCGAGGUCGCCAUCAAGGUGUACAAAACGCUCAGCGAGGAGGAACAGAAAGUGCUGAUACAGAAGUUCAACCGGCAGGUCAGUGUGCUCCGGGACCUGGAGGUGCUGUCGAGCCAGGAGAAGGCGGGCCCGCUGUGGCAUGCGCAGCUGGACAUGGCGAAGCCCUCCAAGCUGUUCAUGCAGAUGAUCGACUUCUCGCGGGACGCUUCCGGCACGCCGGGCCCGGACCCCGACGACGGCGUGAUGUACCUGGUCACGGAGAUGGGGUGCUACAGCCUGAAGGACUACCUCAGGCCCCUCGUGAGCAGAGCACGCAGGUCGGGCCGCCGCGCGCAGGGCUCCGUCCGCUGA